Huiozyma naganishii CBS 8797 is the source of this 909-nucleotide messenger RNA. Its product is annotated as CAP domain-containing protein. The record is from RefSeq and is a predicted model, not a curated record. Bases 1 to 909 code for a protein of 302 amino acids. Lineage: Eukaryota; Fungi; Ascomycota; Saccharomycetes; Saccharomycetales; Saccharomycetaceae. Gene Ontology annotation, cellular component: extracellular region. The transcript has a single exon.
AUGCAAUUUUCUAAAUCUUCAAUCUUGGCAACUUUGACUGCCACAACUGUCUUAGCAGCCCCAGCUGUCGUCACCGUCACAGAACAUGCCCAUGCUGGUGCAACCGUCACUGGUGUCGUUUAUGCUACUGACGGUGAAACCAAGACCGCUUACAACGCUCCCUUGACCACUGCAAUUGACUCGUCUUUGGUCGAAAGUGGUAACCAAGGCUCUCCAGCUCCAGUUGCAGCUUCUUCUGUUGUUGAUGCCCCAGUUUUGUCUGAUGAUGACAGGUCCAAAUUCCAGGCCUUCGUAUCUGCUAUACAAAACAUGAUGCACAAGCAGGAUGGUGAUGCUACUACUACCCAAGCCGAAGCAACUGUUGCCACUCAAGCAACAACUGCUCCUGCUACAACUGAAGCAACAAACCCAACCACUACCUUGGCGCCAACCACCACUGCAGAGGCACCAAAGGCCACUGCUACCUCUCAGAACUCGGAUUUGUCCGAUUUUGCGUCUUCCAUCUUAGCCGAACACAACAAUAAGAGGGCUCUGCACAAGGACACGGGUUCCUUGUCUUGGUCUUCAGAAUUGGCCAGCUACGCUCAAAACUACGCUGACGGUUACGACUGUUCCGGGAACCUGCAACACUCAGGUGGUCCAUACGGUGAAAACUUGGCGCUAGGUUACAACAGUGGUUCCGCUGCCGUUGACGCUUGGUACGGUGAGAUCUCCGGUUACGACUGGAGCAACCCUGGCUUCUCCGGGAACACUGGCCAUUUCACCCAAGUCGUGUGGAAGUCUACGAACGAGGUUGGCUGUGGUGUCAAGCAAUGUGGUAACUCCUGGGGAAACUACGUCAUUUGCUCUUACAAGAGUGCCGGUAACAUGGGCGGUGAAUACGAUAGCAACGUGAUGCCACUGUUGUAA